UGCAGAUGGUGACACCAUUGAGAUAAAAAAAUUAUAGCUUAUCAUUUCUUUGCCCUUAGGGGCCCUUGUAGUUUCAUUAUAAUGAUUUUAGGAGUUAAUUGUUUUCAGCUUGGGAUUCAUUGAGCUUUCUGAAUUUAAGUACUGAUGUCCCUUGGCAGUUCUGGAAAAGCUUUAGCCACCAUCUCUUCCAACGUUUCUAGUCUUCUUUCUGGAACUUUGAAUAGCUGUGUAUUUCUUUUUUACUCUGUCAUUAACUUUUCUUCCUUGUGCUUUCACUUUCUGGAUAAUUUCUUUCCCCUGCUGAUUCAAUCUUUUUCUUUUCAGCUAUACAGAUUUGCUGUAUAAUCCUUUCUCUGGGUUUCUUCAUUGUAAGGUUUAUCUUUUCAAUAUCUUGAAGUUCUGUUUUUUAGAAAACUAAAGACAGGACUAACCUAACUUAAAAUUUCCCCUCAAACUUUCUGCAGACAAGAAAAAUGGUGAUAAUUUGAACUAAAGACUCAAGAGAAAGCUUGAUAAAAGCUAUAAAUCCUCUAAGGAGGCACCAAGUUCUGGACAGAUAUAUUUCUUUGUGAUCCUCUUCUAAAGGAGAGGAUUUCUUCUCAUUCACCUUUGCUCCGAUGGUUUAAUACUCUGGGGCCCAAGCUGUAUUAAGGCUUUAGGCUUUAUCUCCUUCCUCCUUCCACCCUAGUCCUGCCAUGGGGUUGUAAGAAACCACUGAGAGCAAAGCUAGUUUUGUCAUUUACUGCCCAGUGUUUCUGCUUUCACUUCAAAGUUGGCCUCUCUACUCAAUUUUGAGCCAGAUCAGCUAGGCAUGUAGAAAUAUUUUCCGAUGGUAUAGCUGGCACUAUUGUUUCAGCAGGAUGACCAUUCAGGGUCUAACUUAAAAGACUUUAAAGUGAAGCAGGCAGAAGUCCACUUCUGAAAGAGAAAAGAUACAAUGGCUUCCUGAGAGUGACAGUAAAGUUACUGAAAGUAAUGGGAGCAGAAAGUGUUUGUACCAUGGCUCCUGAAUUCACACAGGAUGAAGCAGAAAUCUAUUCUUUGACAAACAUGGAGGGCAGCAUUGGAAUCAAAGGAUGUGAGUCCAAGUCUUGGCUCUUCAAAUUCUAUCAGACUUGCUCUCAAAUUCUUAUGUGUAGUGAAUUCAAGAAUCUGUACCUGCCCACUAGCAACAAAACCACAGUGAAGAAGCAGAAUGCCUGUUUGACUCACCCUGACAGAUCAGCCAUGGCAGGUCUGCUGUUGUAGAAAAUUCUCCACCCCAGAGGUUUUCUCUCUCCUGCAGGGAAGGCUCAUGAGCAAAUGCUGUCAUUAGCAACCAUGCACUGUUGAAGACAUAGAGUGAGAAAAUAUGUCAGGCAUUGUUUCCAUGUACCAAUUUUAGUAAAAAAUCAUGAAGAAUUUUCAAGAUAUUAACUACAGAUUAAAACAAUUUUUAACCUAAAUCCUGAGAAUUUC
Sapajus apella (tufted capuchin) is the source of this 1458-nucleotide messenger RNA. RefSeq names its product chromosome unknown C7orf77 homolog. The record is from RefSeq and is a predicted model, not a curated record. Bases 976 to 1248 code for a protein of 90 amino acids. NCBI's taxonomy places the organism in Eukaryota, Metazoa, Chordata, Mammalia, Primates, Cebidae. The transcript has 4 exons.